UGAGAUAAAAAUUUUCACGCGAGCGUCGUCAAAAUUUCUUAGUCAAAUUCCUCAACAACUCACUCGUCGAAAGCAUCUAACAGACGUGUGUAAGGAUGAGUAGCUCCGAAGAAGUUUCGUGGAUUUCUUGGUUCUGUGGACUGCGUGGCAACGAGUUUUUUUGCGAGGUUGAUGAAGAUUAUAUUCAAGACAAGUUUAACCUAACAGGGUUGAAUGAACAAGUUCCUCAUUAUAGACAGGCAUUGGACAUGAUUCUUGACAUGGAACCAGAUGAUGAAUUGGAGGAUAACCCAAACCAGAGUGAUUUAAUUGAGCAAGCUGCAGAAAUGUUGUAUGGAUUAAUUCAUGCCCGUUAUGUUUUAACAAACAGAGGAUUAGCACAGAUGCUUGAGAAAUAUCAGAAUGGUGACUUUGGAUAUUGCUACAGAGUGUACUGUGAAAACCAACCAGUCUUGCCAAUUGGUUUAUCAGAUGUACCUGGUGAAGCAAUGGUCAAACUUUACUGCCCUAAAUGUAUGGAUGUAUACACCCCUAAGUCAUCAAGACACCACCAUACUGAUGGUGCAUACUUUGGAACUGGCUUUCCACAUAUGUUGUUUAUGGUACAUCCAGAAUAUCGGCCAAAACGAAGUCCAAACCAGUUCGUGCCCAGAUUAUUUGGUUUCAAGAUCCAUCCAAUGGCAUAUCAAAUUCAGCUACAAGCCGCUGCCCAGAGAGGACGUUCGGCGUCAAGUCGACCUCGUACUGGCAAAGGUCAACAUUACAAGAACUAACAACUUCUUGCUGUUACAGACAUAACUUUGUGGGAUUUUCAAUAAAAACUACCUGUAUAUAUCUUCGAGAGAAGAAGACCAUUGUGUGGAAAAAUUUAAUCCGCAAUCGAGGAAGAUGAAAGAAGAUGCAAUGAAUGAAGAUGAAAUAUUUUCGUUAUCCCUAAUUUCACUUGUAGUUUAAACAUAUUAGUUUUAAUGUCGUAAUUGUCGUGAACAAGUCAUUUUCACCGAUACGGAAUAGUCCGGAUGUAAAUUUGUCAUUAUUUAAAUGAUAGGUCUUGUCUGACCAGCAACAUUCAAUUACACCAACCACCUUUACAUUAGUGAGCUUAAGCAAGUGACGUUUUUGACAACACGUACGUUAACCGGAAGUAAAGUUUUUGUUUUUCACCAAUCACAAUCCUUGACCCAGGCUUUUCACGUUACUCAUGCCGUUUGUGUUGUCAAAAACGUCACUUGCUUAAGCUCACUAUUAUCACGACAAUUACGACGACGAGGAUUUCUGUGGUGUCAGACCUGUUAGAAAUAUACUCCUAACACUGACGGAAUGGUACUAAAUAUAUUAAUGACAACAAUGUGCGCUUUUUUUAGGGGUAUUGUGAGAAAGUAUUGUGAAGCCACUUCCUGGCUGUAAUAUUCCCCUAUUCUGUAAUUGAAUUCUCUAGCACUGCAAUCAUCUAGCGCUGAUAACUCUAUCCACACUACACUCAGCGCUUAUUCCAUGAAUCCAGUUCUCAGUUAAAUGUAUUUUAAAAAUGAAUUAAAUUGUUUCUUGUGUUUUUAAA
This is a messenger RNA of Dendronephthya gigantea, 1558 nucleotides long. RefSeq names its product casein kinase II subunit beta. Gene Ontology annotation, molecular function: protein kinase regulator activity. Gene Ontology annotation, cellular component: protein kinase CK2 complex; cytoplasm. The transcript is spliced from 7 exons. Lineage: Eukaryota; Metazoa; Cnidaria; Anthozoa; Malacalcyonacea; Nephtheidae. The record is from RefSeq and is a predicted model, not a curated record. Bases 96 to 773 code for a protein of 225 amino acids.